Molecule: messenger RNA, 401 nt
Organism: Ceutorhynchus assimilis (cabbage seed weevil)
Lineage: Eukaryota; Metazoa; Arthropoda; Insecta; Coleoptera; Curculionidae
Source: the annotation of a GenBank genome assembly
CUUUAGUCUGUGCGAUUUUUCGAGUGUGACAUUAUUUUGUGUGUAAACUUUGGAAAGAUGUCCAAGAGUUGCCAAGUAUGCAAAAAACUGGAUCAUCAUGGUUUGGAUGUUACUUAUCAUCUCAUUCCCCGAGAUCCGGUGAGAAGACAAAUUUGGAGUGCUCUUCUUGGAUUUCCAAAAGAGAAGGUCCUACCAAAAUAUUCAUACAUUUGCUCUAGACAUUUUCAUAAAAGUGAUUUCCAUUACAAAAGAAAUGGCAUAAAAUACUUAAACGCUGAUGCGCAACCUCUCUUAGUUAACUCGAACGUUUUUGAGCCGCAGCAGGGUUCUGAUGAAGAAACUGAAUCGGCAUCUUUGUCUUUUGGCGGUGUUUCCUCCUCGUUUAAAAUGUAAGUGAAUAA